This is a messenger RNA of Loxodonta africana (African savanna elephant), 1490 nucleotides long. RefSeq names its product galactokinase 1 (gene GALK1). Gene Ontology annotation, molecular function: ATP binding; galactokinase activity. The coding region runs from base 63 to 1241 and encodes 392 amino acids. Lineage: Eukaryota; Metazoa; Chordata; Mammalia; Proboscidea; Elephantidae. The record is from RefSeq and is a predicted model, not a curated record. Gene Ontology annotation, cellular component: cytosol; cytoplasm. Gene Ontology annotation, biological process: carbohydrate phosphorylation; galactose metabolic process. The transcript has 8 exons.
GAGCAUCCAGCGCCAACUGGGCCAGCCUGGCGGAGCUGAGCUGCACGCGGCGGGAGAGCGUCAUGGCUGCUUCCAGCCAUCCGCAGGUCUCUGAGCUGCUGGCCGAGGCCCGGCGGGCCUUUCGGGCGGAAUUCGGGGUCGAACCCCAGCUGGCCGUGUCGGCGCCAGGCCGCGUCAACCUCAUCGGGGAACACACGGACUACAACCAGGGCCUGGUGUUGCCCAUGGCGCUGGAGCUUAUGACUGUGCUGGUAGGCAGCCCCCGGAUGGAUGGGCUCGUAUCCCUUCUCACUACCUCUGAGGAUGCCGACGAGCCCCGGAGGCUACAGUUCCCGCUACCCACAGCCCAGCGGUCCCUAGAGCCUGGGACACCCCACUGGGCCAACUACGUCAAGGGGGUGAUUCAGCACUACCCAGCUGCCCCGCUCCCUGGCUUCAAUGUGGUGGUGGUCAGCUCAGUGCCCCUGGGGGGUGGGCUCUCCAGCUCGGCAUCCCUGGAAGUGGCCACGUACACCUUUCUCCAGCAGCUCUGCCCAGACUCGGGGACAAUAGCUGCCCGUGCCCAGGUGUGUCAGCAGGCUGAGCACAGCUUUGCGGGGGUGCCCUGUGGCAUCAUGGACCAGCUCAUCGCCCUGAUGGGGCAGAAGGGCCACGCGCUGCUCAUUGACUGCAGGUCCUUGGAGACAACCCUGGUGCCGCUGUCGGACCCCAGGCUAGCAGUGCUCAUCACCAACUCUAAUGUCCACCAUGCACUGGGCUCCAGCGAGUACCCCCUGCGGCGGCGCCAGUGUGAGGAGGUGGCCCAGGCGCUGGGCAAGGAGAGCCUCCGGGAGGUGAAGCUGGAGGAGCUUGAUGCUGGCAAAGAGCUGGUGAGCAAGGAGGGCUUCCGGCGGGCACGGCACGUCGUGGGUGAGAUCCGGCGCACGGCCCAGGCUGCGGACGCCCUGAGCCGUGGGGACUACCGAGCCUUCGGCCGCCUCAUGGUGGAGAGUCACCAGUCACUCAGGGAUGAUUUUGAGGUGAGCUGCCCUGAGCUGGACCAGCUGGUGGAAGCCGCACUGUCUGUACCUGGGGUUUACGGCAGCCGAAUGACAGGUGGUGGCUUUGGUGGCUGCACGGUGACACUGCUGGAGGCUGCUGCCGCAUCCCGCACCAUGCAGCACAUCCAGGAGCAGUACAGCGGGACCACCACCUUCUAUCUCUCCCAGGCGGCUGAUGGAGCCAUGGUGCUGCCCUUGUGAGGUGCUGCCCUGGAUGGGCGCACGACGGGCAUUGGGCCUGCCUAGGCUGCAGGUCAGCCCCAGGCCUCUGGUGUCUGCUCUCCACAUCUGGGUGCUCAAUAAACUUGUGCCUCUGACCAUGAGCCUGCCUGCCCCAGCAGUGGGUGUGUGCUUGGGUAUCAGAGAGGGUGGGCGUCAGAACUGUCCCCUACUUGGGGUGGUACCUCUCAGGCCCCAGAAGCAUGAACAAGGCAGAGCCAAGUAAUAGCU